AUGUCAACCACACCACCACAACCCACCAAGACUGGUCCUCAAGACUUCAACGUCGCGUCAUCCAUAGCAUCCGCAUCCUCUGCCUACCAACUUUACUACGUCCGUUUUUAUUCUCCCACGAAUAAUUCGAAAGGUCCUUCAUCCUACGCACUCGGCUACCGUCCACGAUGGGGCAAUGGUCCCAUCGAAACAUCCACCACGAUCUACAUCGCAUGUGCGCCCGGCACCGCGGGUCGAGCCGCCGGCAAAGCAUACCGAGAAACGAACAUCACGGCUGAGAAGAGAGAAAGAAAUUUUUCGAGGGCCGAUGUAUAUUGGUUGGGUAAAAUCAAUAAUGUGGAUAGGUUGGUGGAGAUCAUGGGGGAUGUGGGUUGGAUAGGGGAUGUGAGGAUGGAGAAAUCUCAAAAGAUUUGGUGUGAGAGGGUGGCUCUGUGGAUUAAUUGGGAUAGAACUUGGGUUGUUGCUGGGCGGGUUAACUUGCCGAAGGAUAAGGAGAGGGUUAAAGGGGUUUGGACUUUGGGAAAUUGA
Sclerotinia borealis F-4128 is the source of this 528-nucleotide messenger RNA. The record is from the annotation of a GenBank genome assembly. Lineage: Eukaryota; Fungi; Ascomycota; Leotiomycetes; Helotiales; Sclerotiniaceae.